This is a messenger RNA of Lathyrus sativus (Indian pea), 324 nucleotides long. The record is from the annotation of a GenBank genome assembly. Lineage: Eukaryota; Viridiplantae; Streptophyta; Magnoliopsida; Fabales; Fabaceae.
AUGGGCAGUCCUUCACAUGUCUUGGUGGAAAAGCUUAAAGUCCUUAGAAAUAAAUUAAGAUGGUGGAAUACACAUAUAUUUGGGUGGGUGGAUUUAAGCAUCGAAGAAAGAGUUAGAGAUCUUAAUAUGAUUGAGAAUGAGAUGGACUUCAUUAGAGUUAAUAUCUCGGAGGAGGUGUUGACUAAAAGAAGUGAAGCUCAAGGUAAGGUUUGGUUUAAUCUGAAACUCAAGAAAAGUUUGGUAAAGCAAAAAUCAAAGGUCAAAUGGGUGAAAGAAGGUGAUAUAAACUCUAGAUUCUUUCAUGAUAUAUUUAAGUCGAGAUGA